UCACUGCUGUCUCACUUUCUUCCAGUUCAACCCGCCCUGACAGCUUCCAAGCCUUGAGUCACAGAGAGUUGGGAGCCAUUCCACUCGCAACAGCCUCGUAGAGCUACUGCAGGAUUAAGUUUACCUCAAAAAUGGGAGAAAUCAGGGUGGAUAAUUUCAGCCUUGAAGAUUUCUUCAGUGGAGAUCUUGAUAAUUACAACUAUAGCUCUGGUAUGCCCCCUUCUAUGGAACAUGCUGCCCCAUGCCACUCAGAGAACCUAGAUAUCAACAGAUAUGCUGUAGUUGUAAUAUACGUCCUGGUAACUCUACUGAGCCUUGUGGGAAACUCCCUGGUGAUGCUGGUCAUCUUAUACAACCGGAGCACCUGCUCUGUCACCGAUGUCUACCUGCUGAAUCUAGCCAUUGCUGACCUGUUCUUUGCCCUGACCUUGCCUGUCUGGGCUGCAUCUAAAGUAAAGGGAUGGAUUUUUGGCUCAACCCUGUGCAAGAUAGUCUCAUAUGUGAAGGAGGUUACCUUCUACAGCAGUGUUCUGCUGCUAGCCUGCAUCAGCAUGGACCGCUACCUGGCCAUCGUCCAUGCCACAAGUACACUGAUCCAGAAGAGACACUUGGUCAAGUUUGUGUGCUUAACCAUGUGGUUACUAUCACUAGUUCUAUCCCUGCCCAUCUCAAUUCUGCGGAGUACCGUUAGGGCAAACGCUUAUACCCUAGUCUGCUAUGAGGAUGCAGGUAACAAUACAUCCAAGUGGAGGGUGGUACUGCGCAUCCUGCCUCAGUCCUUUGGCUUCCUCGUGCCACUGUUCAUCAUGCUCUUCUGCUACGGCUUCACACUGCGCACGCUCUUUAAGGCCCACAUGGGGCAGAAGCACCGGGCCAUGCGGGUCAUCUUUGCUGUCGUCCUAGUCUUCCUGCUCUGCUGGCUGCCCUACAACCUGGUCCUGUUCUCAGACACCCUCAUGAGAACCAAUCUGAUCCAGGAGACCUGCGAGCGCCGCAGUGACAUUGACAAGGCCUUGGAUGCCACUGAGAUUCUUGGCUUCCUCCACAGCUGCCUUAACCCCAUCAUCUAUGCCUUCAUUGGCCAGAAAUUUCGCCAUGGACUUCUCAAGAUCAUGGCUACUUAUGGCCUUGUCAGCAAGGAGUUCUUAGCCAAGGAGGGCAGGCCUUCUUUUGUUAGCUCUUCUUCAGCGAACACCUCCACUACACUCUGACUGUUGACCUAAACUGUGGCCCCUCAGGGUUCCUUCUUGUGCUUCAGUAUGGCUCAUUACCAGAGACUGUGGUAUUUGAAUUGAUGCAGCCCCUCCUCUACAGUUACAGGAAGACAGAGGCCACAUUCUUGCCAGAGCCCCCAUUGCAGAGUUUAGAACACCUGUACUGGCUGUUCACUCCCUUCCAUCUUGGUAUGCCUACUGAUAGAGUUGGUCCAUCCUAACACUAGACCCCACUCUUUUCUAAAAAGCACAUAUUAAAAUUACAGUGAGAUACUGCCUCCUACCCAUCAGAACAGUUAGCAGUCAAAGGAAGAGGUGGAGGAGAGAAAAUAGCAAAUGUCAUUGAGGAAGCAGAAAAAGAGAACUUUUCACCUUACUGGUAGACAUGUACCAUAGUACCUCACUCACAGUGGAACAUAGCAUAGCAGUUUUCCAUAAAACAUUAAAUAUAGAAUCACCAUGUAAUCCAACAAGUCCAUCUCUAAAACGGGUACCCAAAAGAAUUGAAAGCCGGGGCUCAGACAUUUGUAUGAUGGCCAACAGACGGAAGGAUACAUUAAACAAGGUGUUGAACAAGUUAAACACAACCGAAGAGCGUCCCACAGUGAAAAGUCCCAAGAAUAAUCAAAUAGUGAUGACUGGAGGCUGGGUGAGGAAAGGUGAGGAGUUAGCGUGGAAGACACAGCUCCAGAUAGAGAUCAUGGGAAAGCCCUGAAGAUGGACCCUGAUCCCUGUGACGUAGUAUGAAAGUACUCAUUGCCACUGCAUUAAAAGUGUUAAGAUGCGGGCUAGGCAUUGCUCGCUGGGAGAAUGCUUAUUUAACAUUUCUGAGAACUCAGGCUUGAACCCUAGGACCUCAAAAAACAAAACAAAAAGCUAAAAUGACCAUUCUUGUUAUGUGUAUUUUACUUCAGUUUAUCAGAAAUAUAAAAUCUAAGUCUACAAAAAGGUUAAGCACUGAACCACUGCAGAACUAUCUACCUUAUAAUUUCUUGUACAGUGUGACCAUUAAAUGUCUUUUGAAAUAUAUAUA
Grammomys surdaster is the source of this 2247-nucleotide messenger RNA. RefSeq names its product C-X-C motif chemokine receptor 2 (gene Cxcr2). The transcript has 2 exons. Gene Ontology annotation, molecular function: interleukin-8 binding; C-X-C chemokine receptor activity. The record is from RefSeq and is a predicted model, not a curated record. The coding region runs from base 132 to 1211 and encodes 359 amino acids. Lineage: Eukaryota; Metazoa; Chordata; Mammalia; Rodentia; Muridae. Gene Ontology annotation, cellular component: membrane. Gene Ontology annotation, biological process: neutrophil chemotaxis; immune response; G protein-coupled receptor signaling pathway.